CAACAUGGUCCCAUCCUAACUGCCGGUCAAACAUUUCGCUGCCACAGACCCUUGGAAGAAUCGACACACCAAUGCUGAACCAGCUCCCUCAAGGCCUCGAGCUGAUCGGUAGUGUCGGCGCUGGAUAUGACUUUGUCGACGCCGCGGCUGCUACCGAGAACAAGCAAUGGGUCACCAAUACCCCCGGAGUCGUAGAUGAUGCCACCGCUGAUGCCACCAUCCUCUUACUCCUCAGCACCCUUCGCCACCAGUACGAAAUCGAGUACGCUCUCCGCAACGGACUCUCGACCAAAUCUCGCAUCGGGAGGGACCCCACCGAUAUGACUCUCGGCAUUGUCGGCAUGGGAGGCAUCGGCAAGGCCGUUGCGAAACGUGCCCUGGCCCUGGGUAUGAAGAUCGUCUAUCACAACCGUCGGCCGAUUGCAACAGCAGACAGUGCCAGCGACACAGAUGUGCAAUAUUUGAAGGAAGUCGUGUAUCUUCCCACGCUGGACGAGCUCCUGCAGAUCUCAGAUGUAGUCUCGAUCCAUGUCCCGCUCUCUCCCGAGACCCAUCAUCUUUUUGGCGCUGAGCAAUUUGCAAAGAUGAAGACUGGUGCCUAUGUCCUUAAUACCGCGCGUGGUCCUGUGAUAGAUGAGGAAGCCUUGGUCCAGGCAUUGGAGUCCGGAAAGCUUGCAGGCGCGGGUCUCGACGUCUUUGAGCAUGAGCCCAAGGUCCACCCCAAGUUGCUAAGUAACAUGAACGUCUCAUUGAUGCCUCACUUGGGCGCCUUUACAAUCGAGACCAUUACAAAGAUGGAGGCACUGGCCAUGGAGAACAUCGAUCGGUACCUGGCGUCGGGCUCCUUGCUAACGCCUGUUAACGAUAUCAACUGAGUCGCGCAAACUGAAUGCAGCCUUAACACGAUACACUGUUUCAUUCUUGUUCCUACAUUACAG
Messenger RNA from Gamsiella multidivaricata, 938 nucleotides. RefSeq names its product putative dehydrogenase. The transcript has a single exon. The coding region runs from base 72 to 875 and encodes 267 amino acids. Gene Ontology annotation, molecular function: hydroxypyruvate reductase [NAD(P)H] activity; NAD binding; glyoxylate reductase (NADPH) activity. Lineage: Eukaryota; Fungi; Mortierellomycota; Mortierellomycetes; Mortierellales; Mortierellaceae. Gene Ontology annotation, cellular component: cytosol. The record is from RefSeq and is a predicted model, not a curated record.